AUGGUGGUGCUUCAGGUUAAGGAGGCCAAGCCGUGCUCGGCUGCCUUUAUAUCCUUCAUUCCACGAGGGUCCAGACUUCGGACUUCACCUCCAGCCUAUAUCAUGAGCCUGAGUCAUGCGCGGGAGCCAUGGUUUGAUCCACCUGCUAAGUCAGGACCUCCUGCUGUUGACCGAUUACAGCUUGUUGAGUGUACGGUUACAGAAAAAAGCUGUUCAGAUCUUGCUUCAGUUCUCAGUUCAGACUCCAGCAGUCUGAAGGAUCUUGACCUGAGUAAUAACAAUCUGCAGGAUUCAGGAGUGAGGCUGCUCUCUCAUGGACUGAAAGAUAAUUGUAAACUGGAGAAACUCAGACUUUCAAACUGCAGUAUCAAUGAAGAAGGUUAUAAAGCUCUGGCUUCAGCUCUGAGAUCAAACACUUCACACCUGAUAGAGCUGGAUCUCAGAGGAAAUGAUCCUGGACCAUCAGGAGUGAAGCAGCUCAAUGAUUUACUACUUGAUCCAAAGUGUAAACUCGAGACACUGAGGUUUUUGGGUCCUGAUGCUGAGAAAGCCUUCCAGUAUGUGACUAAAGUUUUGGGUGAAAACCUGUUACUCCUGAGAGAGCUGAAUCUGAGUGAACGUGAACUAGACCCAAAACAGCUGGUUCCUCUAUUGGUGGAUAAACACUGUAAACUUAACAUACUGAUUCUGAAUAACAGCUCUAUCACAGAAGAAGAUUGUUGUGCUCUGGUAGCAGCUUUAAAUUCAAACCCUUCAAAUCUGAAAGAGCUGGUUUUGAGUGGGACUAAACUCAGAGACUCAGAAAUGAAGAACUUGUCUACUCUGUUUGAGAAUGUACAGUGUAGACUGGAAAAGUUGAAGUUGAAUUUUAUCAGUAUUACAAAAGAAUAUUGUACUGCUCUGGCUUCAGCUUUUAAUUCAAACCCCUCAAACCUGAAUGAGCUGGACCUGAGUGGGAAUCAACUUGGAGACUCUGGAGUAAUGGAAAUUUCCACUCUACUUGGAAAUUCACAGUGCACACUGCAGAUACUCAGACUUUCAGACUGCAGUAUCAGUGAAGAAGGUUAUAAAGCUCUGGCUUCAGCUCUGAGAUCAAACCCUUCACACCUGAUAGAGCUGGAUCUCACAGGAAAUGAUCCUGGACCAUCAGGAGUGAAGCAGCUCAAUGAUUUACUACUGGAUCCAAACUGUAAAGUAAAACUGAGGUUUUUGAGUCCUGCUGCAGAUGAAGCCUGUCAGUAUGUGAAUAGAGUUGUGGGUGAAAACCCGUUACUCGUGAGAGAGCUGAAUCUGAGUGAACGUGAACUAGGAGACAAAAAUGUGAAGAAGCUUGCUGUUCUACUCCAGGAUAAACACUGUAAACUCAACACACUGAUGCUGAAUAAUAACAGUAUUACAGCAGAAGGUUGUGCUGCUCUGACUUUAGCGUUUAAUUCAAAUCCCUCAAACCUGACAGAGCUGGAUCUGAGUGGAAAUAAACUAGGAAACUCCGGAAUUGAGAAGAUCUGUCCUCUGUUGGAAAAUCCACAGUGCAGAUUGGAAAAACUUAAAGGAAAUGAUCCUGGACCAUCAGGAGUGAAGCAGCUCAAUGAUUUACUACUGGAUGGAAGCUAUAAAUUAAAGAACAUCAGGUUUUUUAAAAGUCCUGCUGCAGAGGGAGCGUGUGAGUAUCUCACUAAAGUUCUGGGUGAAAGUCCAUUAUUAAUGAAGGAACUGGAUCUGAGUGGAGAUAAAUUAGGAGACCUGGAUGGAGAGAAACUUUCUGCUAGGCUGAAGAAUCCUGUGUGUGAGCUGAAGAUACUCAAGCUCAGUAAGUGUUCACUAACAGAAGAAAGCUGUUCAGAUCUUGCUUCAGUUCUCAGUUCAGACUCCAGCAGUCUGAAGGAUCUUGACCUGAGUAAUAACAAUCUGCAGGAUUCAGGAGUGAAGCUGCUCUCUCAUGGACUGACAGAUAAUUGUAAACUGGAGAAACUCAGACUUUCAGACUGCAGUAUCACUGAAGAAGGUUAUAAAGCUCUGGCUUCAGCUCUGAGAUCAAACCCUUCACACCUGAUAGAGCUGGAUCUCACAGGAAAUGAUCCUGGACCAUCAGGAGUGAAGCAGCUCAAUGAUUUACUACUGGAUCCAAAGUGUAAACUCGAGACACUGAGGUUUUUGAGUCCUGAUGCAGAUGAAGCCUUUCAGUAUGUGAAUAGAGUUGUGGGUGAAAACCCGUUACUCGUGAGAGAGCUGAAUCUGAGUGAACGUAAAUUAGACUUAAAGAAAGUGAAGCCACUCGCUGCUCUACUAAAGGAUAAACACUGUAAACUGAGCAUAAUUCAGCUGAAUAAUAACAGUAUUACAGAAGAAGGUUGUUCUGCUCUGACAUCAGCAUUCAAAUUAAACCCUUCAAACCUGACAGAGCUGGAUCUGAGUGGAAAUAAACUAGGAAAAACAGGAAUGCAGAAUAUCUGUUUUAUGUUGAAAAAUCCACAGUGCAGAUUGGAGAAACUAAAACUUUCAGACUGCAGUAUCACUGAAGAAAGUUACAAAAUCUUGACUUCAGCUCUGAAACCAAACCCUUCACACCUGCUCGAGCUGGAUCUCACAGGAAACGAUCCUGGACCAUCAGGACUACAAUGGUUCUUUAGUCUGUUUGCGGGUGGAACGAGUAAAUUAAAGACCAUCAGCUUUUUGAGAAGUCCUGCUGCAGAGGAAGCGUAUAAGUAUCUCACUGAUGUUCUGGGUACAAAUCCAUUACUACUGCAAGAACUGGAUCUAAGCAGAAUUAAACUAGGAGACCAGGAUUGGGAGAAUAUUUCUGCUCUUUUGUUGGACUCUUAUUGCAAAGUGGAGAAACUAAAGCUGAAUAGUUAUGAGAUGACGAGUAAAAGCUGUUCAGUUCUAGCUACUGUUCUCUGCUCCAAAACCACCCUGACAGAGAUGAACCUGAACAACAGCCCUCUGCAGGAUUCAGGAGUCAAAGAGAUCUGUAAGGGACUGACGAAAUCUAAGCUUGAAAAACUGAAACUUUCAAACUGCAGUAUCACUGAAGAAGGUUAUAAAGCUCUGGCUUCAGCUCUGAGAUCAAACCCUUCACACCUGAUAGAGCUGGAUCUCAGAGGAAAUGAUCCUGGACCAUCAGGAGUGAAGCAGCUCAGUGAUUUACUACAGAGUAAAAAGUGUUCACUGAAGACACUAAGGUUUUUACAAAGUCCUGCUGCAGACGUUUAUCAGUAUUUGACUAGUGUUCUCCACACAAACCUGCUACUCGAGAGAGAGCUGAAUCUGAGUGAACGUAAACUAGACUUAAAAACUGUGAAUCAGCUCGCUGCGCUACUGCAGGAUAAACACUGUAAAUUCAACAAACUUCAGCUGUGUGGUUGUGGUCUAGCAGAGCAAAGCUGUUCAGCUCUUGCUACAGUCCUGAGAUCAAACUCCAGUCUGAAAGAGCUUGACAUGAGCAACAAUAAUUUGCAGGAUUCAGGAGUGAAGAAACUCAAGAGUGGAUUAGAAAAUACAGACUGCACACUGGAGAAACUAAGACUUUCAAACUGCAGUAUCAGUGAAGAAGGUUAUAAAGCUCUGGCUUCAGCUCUGAGAUCAAACCCUUCACACCUGAUAGAGCUGGAUCUCAGAGGAAAUGAUCCUGGACCAUCAGGAGUGAAGCAGCUCAAUGAUUUACUACUGGAUCCAAACUGUCAACUCGAGACACUGAGGUUUUUGAGUCCUGAAGCAGAGAACGCAUGUAAAUAUGUGCCUGGGCUUUUGGGUAAAGAUCCCCUACAUGUGAGGGAGCUGAAUCUGAGUGAACAUAAACUAAAAGACAUGCACAUGAAGUAUCUUGCUGCUCUACUACAGGAUAAACACUGUAAACUCAGCACAAUUCAACUGUUUAAAUGCAGUAUUACAGAGAAACAGUGUCGCAUCCUGACUUCAGCUCUGAAAUCAAACCCAUCACACCUGAGAGAGCUGGACCUCAGUGUCAGUCAAAUAAAAAACACAGGAGUGAAUCACUUAUGUGACGUACUGAAGGAUCCACACUUUAAACUGGAGAGACUGAGGUUAAGAUGCUGUGAAAUGACAGAUGAAGGUUGUUCUGCUGUGACCUCAGCUCUGAAAUCAAACCCAUCCCACCUGAAAGAGCUGGACCUGAGUGAGAAUAAACUAGGAGACUCUGGAGUGAAAAACCUCAGUGAUUUACUGAUGAACCCACAAUGCAAGCUGGAGAAACUAGAGAUAAGUGGCUGUGAAAUGACAGAUGAAGGUUGUUCUGCUGUGACUUCAGCUCUGAAAUCAAACCCAUCCCACCUGAGAGAACUGGACCUCAGUGUCAAUCAAAUAAAAAACACAGGAGUGAAUCACUUAUGUGACGUACUGAAGGAUCCACACUUUAAACUGGAGAGACUGAGGUUAAGAUGCUGUGAAAUGACAGAUGAAGGUUGUUCUGCUGUGACUUCAGCUCUGAAAUCAAACCCAUCCCACCUGAAAGAGCUGAACCUGAGUGGUAAUGAAUUAGGGCAGUUGGGAGUGACAAAUCUCCGUGAUCUACUGAUGAACCGACAAUGCAAGCUGGAAAUACUUAAUCUGUGUGGAUGCAGUAUUACAGAGAAACAGUGUCUCAUCCUGACUUCAGCUCUGAAAUCAAACCCAUCACACCUGAGAGAGCUGGACCUCAGUGUCAAUCAAAUAAAAAACACAGGAGUGAAUCACUUAUGUGACGUACUGAAGGAUCCACACUUUAAACUGGAGAGACUGAGGUUAAGAUGCUGUGAAAUGACAGAUGAAGGUUGUUCUGCUGUGACUUCAGCUCUGAAAUCAAACCCAUCCCACCUGAAAGAGCUGAACCUGAGUGGUAAUGAAUUAGGGCAGUUGGGAGUGACAAAUCUCCGUGAUCUACUGAUGAACCGACAAUGCAAGCUGGAAAUACUUAAUCUGUGUGGAUGCAGUAUUACAGAGAAACAGUGUCUCAUCCUGACUUCAGCUCUGAAAUCAAACCCAUCACACCUGAGAGAGCUGGACCUCAGUGUCAAUCAAAUAAAAAACACAGGAGUGAAUCACUUAUGUGACGUACUGAAGGAUCCACACUUUAAACUGGAGAGACUGAGGUUAAGAUGCUGUGAAAUGACAGAUGAAGGUUGUUCUGCUGUGACUUCAGCUCUGAAAUCAAACCCAUCCCACCUGAAAGAGCUGAACCUGAGUGGUAAUGAAUUAGGGCAGUUGGGAGUGACAAAUCUCCGUGAUCUACUGAUGAACCGACAAUGCAAGCUGGAAAUACUUAAUCUGUGUGGAUGCAGUAUUACAGAGAAACAGUGUCUCAUCCUGACUUCAGCUCUGAAAUCAAACCCAUCACACCUGAGAGAACUGGACCUCAGUGUCAAUCAAAUAAAAAACACAGGAGUGAAUCACUUAUGUGACGUACUGAAGGAUCCACACUUUAAACUGGAGAGACUGAGGUUAAGAUGCUGUGAAAUGACAGAUGAAGGUUGUUCUGCUGUGACCUCAGCUCUGAAAUCAAACCCAUCCCACCUGAAAGAGCUGGACCUGAGUGAGAAUAAACUAGGAGACUCUGGAGUGAAAAACCUCAGUGAUUUACUGAUGAACCCACAAUGCAAGCUGGAGAAACUAGAGAUAAGUGGCUGUGAAAUGACAGAUGAAGGUUGUUCUGCUGUGACUUCAGCUCUGAAAUCAAACCCAUCACACCUGAGAGAACUGGACCUCAGUGUCAAUCAAAUAAAAAACACAGGAGUGAAUCACUUAUGUGACGUACUGAAGGAUCCACACUUUAAACUGGAGAGACUGAGGUUAAGAUGCUGUGAAAUGACAGAUGAAGGUUGUUCUGCUGUGACUUCAGCUCUGAAAUCAAACCCAUCCCACCUGAAAGAGCUGAACCUGAGUGGUAAUGAAUUAGGGCAGUUGGGAGUGACAAAUCUCCGUGAUCUACUGAUGAACCGACAAUGCAAGCUGGAAAUACUUAAUCUGUGUGGAUGCAGUAUUACAGAGAAACAGUGUCUCAUCCUGACUUCAGCUCUGAAAUCAAACCCAUCACACCUGAGAGAGCUGGACCUCAGUGUCAAUCAAAUAAAAAACACAGGAGUGAAUCACUUAUGUGACGUACUGAAGGAUCCACACUGUAAACUGGAGAGACUGAGCCUAAAUGAAUGUGGCAUUACAGAUGUCACUUCUUUAGUUCAGUCUUUGGCUGGGACGAAAGCAUUGCAGUUUUUAACAGAGCUUGAUCUGAGUAAAAAUAACUUAGGAGACUCAAAGGAGCAACUCAGAAAAGUGCUACAAGGCACAAACUGUAAACUGAGCCUAGAGAAAGAACACUGGUAUAGUUACAUAACUGGAUUUUUUACAAGACAGUCUAAAUCUCAGAAAUCAGCAAAAUCAGGAAGACUGGACCAGUCAACCUCAGGUGGAGCAGUGGCAGGAGAAGAGUCUGGCCAGAGAACAGAUGAGUCCAACUGGCAGGAGUCUGGGUCUUCAGUAUAAGGCCUACAAUCGUGAUGUUGGGAUUAAAUCCAUAAUGGAGCAAAUAAUAUAUUGCUAUAAUCAUGAUUCUGAUUGCAGUGGCGGCUGGUGGAAAAUUUUCUAGGUAGGGUGCAACAUCAAACAAUUUUAGCAUACAUCCCGGCAUGAUUUAUCCCAGUAUAACAAAAGGAAAAGUAUUAAGAGGAGCACAGGUGACACACUAUCAACCAACCGAUCAACCGGUGACUUCCGGUGUGGGAACGCUGUGCACGUCUGGCUGCCGCUCCGCACUGGGUUAUGUGUUUGUUUGUGAUCGUCUGUGUUCGCUACUUUACUACACUCGUUUUGUUCAGCAAACUGCAAAACUGGAUUUACUCUCCUUGCUUGGCUGACGGACUUUUGGCAAACUGGAGUCACUCUACUGCUUCGGACUAGUGUACUUUUGUUGUUGACGCUGGGAACUCCUGGUUGUCGGCCUGCUGCGAGCCCUCUCACCCCUCUAUCCAUCAUCUGCCGGUGAUCAGUUGACCUGCUGUCUAUCUUGUAACCCAAUGUAUAGAUUAAGUUCAUAUUUUUGAGUUGAAUAAAAUCAAAUAAAUUAUGUUAAAGGUCCCCUGAA
Sinocyclocheilus rhinocerous is the source of this 7072-nucleotide messenger RNA. Its product is annotated as protein NLRC5-like. Lineage: Eukaryota; Metazoa; Chordata; Actinopteri; Cypriniformes; Cyprinidae. The record is from RefSeq and is a predicted model, not a curated record. Gene Ontology annotation, molecular function: protein binding.